Molecule: messenger RNA, 834 nt
Organism: Carica papaya (papaya)
Lineage: Eukaryota; Viridiplantae; Streptophyta; Magnoliopsida; Brassicales; Caricaceae
Source: RefSeq, a predicted model, not a curated record
UUAUCUAACAUAUGUAGUUUUGCUCAGCUGCUUCUUGCUGUGGGGACCAAGCUUGAGCAUGUAAUUAUCCAGUUGGCUCAUGAAGUUGCUGAGAAACAUGUGGCCAUAGAAGGGGAGUUGAUUGUUCAGCCUUCAGAUGAUCAUUUUUGGUUCAACCGGCCCCGUAUUGUCCUCUUCUUGAUCCAUUUUAUCCUCUUCCAAAAUGCGUUUGAAAUUGCAUUUUUCUUCUGGAUAUGGGUCCAAUAUGGGUUUGACUCGUGCAUAAUGGGACAAGUUCGUUAUAUUGUUCCAAGGCUUAUCAUCGGGGCCUUCAUUCAGAUACUUUGCAGUUACAGCACGCUGCCACUUUAUGCUAUUGUCACACAGAUGGGAACUUUCUUUAAGAAGGCCAUAUUCGAUGAGCAUGUGCAGGCAGGACUUGUUGAUUGGGUUCAGAAAGUGAAGAGAAAGAAAGGGUUAAAAGCAGCCAGCGAGGAUGCCACCCCUGCAAGUUCCCACAGUAGCUCAACUGUUGGAAUCCAAUUGGGAAGAAUAAAUCGAAAAGCAUCUGCUCCUGAGGAGAUUCAGCCUGAUCAUGUUUCUGAUGGCCCUAAAUGAGUGGUAACUUUUUUGUUCAAGAUAGUGAAGUGUUAGCUAUUUGUAUUAGCUACAUAUUUCUCAUGGAUAUGUUUGAGAUUCACACGGGUUAUAUAUUGAUGCAAAAUAUAUUUACUGGCUCUGAACCGUGCAAUAGUAUUCGAUUGAGUAUCUACCCACUAUUUGUAUCUCGAGAAUGAUUGUGACUAAGCCAUGCAAUAUCAGUCUGACCUCAUACAGGGUGAUUUUUGUUGAUGA